This is a messenger RNA of Suricata suricatta (meerkat), 462 nucleotides long. Its product is annotated as ribonuclease 7-like. Gene Ontology annotation, molecular function: nucleic acid binding; RNA nuclease activity. NCBI's taxonomy places the organism in Eukaryota, Metazoa, Chordata, Mammalia, Carnivora, Herpestidae. Bases 1 to 462 code for a protein of 153 amino acids. The transcript has a single exon. Gene Ontology annotation, biological process: defense response to Gram-negative bacterium; defense response to fungus; defense response to Gram-positive bacterium. The record is from RefSeq and is a predicted model, not a curated record.
AUGGCAGCAGCCAGAGGAGGAUUCCACCCUCUGCUCCUGUUCCUGUUGCUGGGGCUGUGGCUGGCUGAGGUCCCAGUCAGCGCCAAGCCCAGCAACAUGACUGCAGCUCAGUGGUUUGAAACUCAGCAUGUGCAGCCCAAGCCCCAGGGAUGCAACACCGCGAUGGGCAACGUCAACAAAUACACAAAACACUGCAAAGACUUCAACACCUUCCUGCACGUAUCCUUCUCCAGUGUGGCCGCCACCUGUCAGACCCCCGCCAUAGCCUGCAAGAACGGCCGUAAAAACUGCCACAAGAGCCGAAAGCCUGUAUCUCUGAGCACAUGUAAGCUCACCUCGAAGAAGUACCCAAAUUGCAAGUACAAAGAGAAGAAAGCGGUGGUUUCUUACAUUGUAGCCUGUGAUCCUCGCCAGCCAGGAGACUCUGGGAAAUUCAAGCUGGUCCCUGUGCACAUGGAGUGA